GAUCGAUUCAAUAUAUAUACAUAUCUUAUCACCUAAUACAUUAUUACUUAUCUCUCCCCCAAUGUGUUAACUGGUGUGUGUUUAUUCAGAUAUGUACAAUCGUCAAUAUUGAAAAUACAGUAGGCAGUUACUUGUGUCAAACACAAUUAUUUUUAUUUCCAUCUUACCAAUAGUUGUGUCUCAUGUUUUGUUUACGCACUUCACCGAGAUUACACUGCAUAGAGAUUGUGGAAUACAUUCAAAUUUGUAAACGUGUUUGAGAGCGAUCUAAUCGAUCAAGUGUUAUCCGUUUAUAAAUAGCGUAUCAUGCUAGUGAUCAAAAUCGUCGACAAGUUUAAAAAAAAGCAUCCAACAGUCGGCGAUAUGUCCUAGACGAGAGAGAAGAGAAUCCAGAGAUUUAUAGUGGGCCGUAAAAGUUGUGUUUGUUUCCAUGGAAAUAUGAUCACCUCUGCUUACUGGCGUGUUUGUUUAUUGUUUGUCGCGUGCGGAUGUCAAAGCCUCGUGUUGGACGAGGAAGAUUUAUCCAACGACUAUCCUAUUGACGAACUGCAGCAUCAAACCAAAACAAUUAGAGUGUUGAAUGGAACUCCUUUAACCUUAAAAUGUCACCAAGAAAAGGCAAGAUGGUAUUUUAAGCCCUGCGAUUCGAAUUUCUAUGGAAUAGUAUGUAAUGAGAACCGCCACUGGAAAAAGCUGACCGAUGAAACUAAAGGAAGAAUACACUUUGAGGCUGCCAAAAAAGUUCAUAACGGAAUUUACCGAUGUUCACAGAACAAUAUACCGAUAAAGUUAUUUAUUGUUGAUGUUUUUGAUCCUGGCUAUACUGGUGCACCUCCCCAAGUCUACCCCCUGAAAAUAUCCAACAUAACAGGACCAAUAAACAUGGAGUUUACAAUCCAGUGCAAAGUAACCAGCGAAGUACCUCCCAAAAUCAUCUGGUUCAAGAGCUGUUUCGGACAAAAGUGCGACUUCAGAUAUCACCAAACGUGCUACUGUCACAUCAACACAUCGAUCUCUAACUACAACACAGGAAACACCUACCUCAGUAAAUACCUCAUUUUCAACGCAAGAGAUGUAGAUAGCGGCACCUACGUUUGUUUAGCACUUACGCAGUUCGGGAAGGACGACCAAAACGUGACUAUAAAUGUGCCGUGUAAAAAAUCGGAUAGUGAAUUAUAUUCCUUGUUAUUUUUAAUACCGUUCGGGCUGUUGUUGAUACCUCUAGUUGUGUGGUUAUGUUAUUAUAGGAAGAAGAAGAAAUCUACUAUCAUAAUCGUCGAUCAACAGAAAAAGCUACUUAGGACUAUAACACAACCGAAAGAAAUCAUAUAGUCAAUUGUCUAAGAUUAAAUAUAAUACAUAAAUUCAUAUAUAGGUACAAUCAAGAGUCCUAUGUAAUACAGUAUCCCGAGAGGUUACGUUGUAUGAUUGGUCGAAAUUUACUUUGAACAAAACGGAAUUCAAGACAAGUUUAGUUCAUCAUCGGCCCCCUCGUCAAACUGAAUUUUUCUUUUUUUCUAUCUUAUUUCUUUAUAUGUUUCAUUUGGGAAUAAUUUUUUGGCUUCCUCUUCAUAAAUGACAAAAUUAUUUUUGAUUGAGGUAAAGUAAUUUGAAAGAAAAAU
This is a messenger RNA of Diabrotica balteata, 1622 nucleotides long. Lineage: Eukaryota; Metazoa; Arthropoda; Insecta; Coleoptera; Chrysomelidae. The record is from the annotation of a GenBank genome assembly.